AUGACAGACCAGGCUAAUGGACUGGAGAUGGCGGCUCAGCCAGCGAUGGCAGAGAUGCCGUUUGCCGUUGGCGACUUCCCAGCCGGCACGGUUCUGGCCAGUGGAAACAGCUGGAGAAACCAGAGCACGAAUAUCGAUAUAUACGCUAGUGAAUACAAAGGUCACACAUGGAAGUUUUCGUCAGCAAUGUGGCGAAGGGCAAUGGACCGGAUACUACAAAUGGGAAUCGAUGUAUUUGGGAGCCAUUCAUUCUUUGGCGUGUUCUACUCUGAUCAGCGUGACGCGCUGCAUGGCCAGAAGCUUGCUCACCAGGAAUCGACAGAUUUGAAAUCAUGGAGCUCCGUGAUAGAUGAUGUGGCAUAUCUCAACUAUACCGCCCGUCCUGGAAUGACGGUUAUUUCCUAUAUUCCACCGUUGGAGAAGUGGAUUCUGGUGCACGAGUUUCCAGGGGGAGACAGCUGGUCUGGGGCAGGCUAUCCGGUCUACUAUCGAUUGUCUGGUAACCCAUUCGAAUUUCGCUUUGCCUAUGGUUAUCAAAUCGUCGUAGACGGAAUACAGCCUAGCUCGUCUCCUUAUGUUGUCUGGUCCCCAGUCGGGGGCGUCAAUGGGACCAUCGUCGUUAGUGACGCUGAUAAUAGCAGCAUUUCUACCAACCGAGCCAACGGCCAGCCUGAUCAGUGGGAGAUCCACGCCACACCGCAGCCGGCAGCAUACAGCCGGAGCCUACAUGUGUUUGCGAAGCAUCCUGAUCACUUGAUGAUACUGGGUGCAGCUGAGUUUGGUCAAGUAGAGCAUUUGCCGCUCUAUCUCAGUAUUGUGAGCGUAACAAAUACCUUCAGGCGGCCAGCUGGUGAUUAG
Penicillium arizonense is the source of this 858-nucleotide messenger RNA. RefSeq lists its product as uncharacterized. NCBI's taxonomy places the organism in Eukaryota, Fungi, Ascomycota, Eurotiomycetes, Eurotiales, Aspergillaceae. Bases 1 to 858 code for a protein of 285 amino acids. The transcript has 2 exons. The record is from RefSeq and is a predicted model, not a curated record.